Poeciliopsis prolifica (blackstripe livebearer) is the source of this 2809-nucleotide messenger RNA. RefSeq names its product very low-density lipoprotein receptor-like. The transcript is spliced from 18 exons. NCBI's taxonomy places the organism in Eukaryota, Metazoa, Chordata, Actinopteri, Cyprinodontiformes, Poeciliidae. Bases 413 to 2809 code for a protein of 798 amino acids. The record is from RefSeq and is a predicted model, not a curated record. Gene Ontology annotation, molecular function: calcium ion binding; protein binding.
ACCACUCCACGGCUCUGAGCAGCACCGAUAACCACCCGGUACCGGUCCGGUACCGCGAACCGCUUCGAAAAAAUGGAAUUUAAACGGACUGGGCGGAACUGGAAUCACCCCGGAACCGUAUAAAAGGGCGCGUGGGCUCCACGGUUGUUGUGCUUUUUCUCCAUUCGCCUUCUCCGGGUGCGCACGCAGUCCUCCUCAGCGGCGCGUGCCACCUCCUCCGGACUAUAAAAGCCGCACAGUUCCUGCUUGUGCUCGCGCCUGCUUUGGAUGUGUGCGUUCGGCGAGGAGCGACCGGCAGACCCGUAAGAACAGCAGCAGGCCAGCGCCAGCCGGCAGAGGCAGGCGGGCAGGGAGCUCGCGGACACCCAGCACAGCUAGCAGCGAAAGGUGACUCCUCCGAACCGAGCCAGAGAUGGUCACGUCCGCACCGCACAGGAUCCUCCUCCUGCUGCUAAUGUGGCUCCAGCACUGCGGUUCCGUCCACGGUACGAAGACUGAAUGUGAAGCCAACCAGUUCCAGUGUGGGAACGGCCGCUGCAUCCCGUCCGUGUGGCAAUGCGACGGCGAUGAGGAUUGCACCGACGGCAGCGACGAGAACUCCUGUGUUAAGAAGACGUGUGCGGAUGUGGACUUUGUGUGCCGCAGCGGUCAGUGCAUCCCGAAGCGCUGGCACUGCGACGGCGAGCCGGACUGCGAGGACGGAUCCGACGAGAGCGUAGAAGUCUGCCACAUGCGGACGUGUCGCGUUAACGAGUUCAGCUGCGGCCCAGGAACCACACUUUGCAUCCCCAUCUUCUGGAAAUGCGACGGAGAAAAGGACUGCGACAAAGGAGAGGACGAAGUCAACUGUGGUAACAUCACCUGCGCUCUGAACGAGUUCACCUGCGCCAGCGGCCGCUGCAUCUCCAAGAACUUUGUGUGCAACGGCGAGGACGACUGCGGCGACGGCUCAGACGAGGUGGGCUGCGCGCCGUCUUCCUGCGCUCCCAGUGAGUUCCAGUGUGGAAACGCGUCCUGCAUCCCGGCCAGCUGGGUGUGUGACGACGACGUCGACUGCCAGGACCAGUCAGACGAAGCUCCGGCUCGUUGCGGCCGCCACCCGACGCCGCCCGCCAAGUGUUUGCCCAGCGAGAUGCAGUGCAGCUCUGGAGAAUGCAUCCAUAAAAAAUGGAGAUGUGACGGCGACCCCGACUGCAAGGACGGCAGCGACGAGGCGAACUGUCCUGUGCGGAGUUGUGGGCCGGAUCAGUUCAAAUGCGACGAUGGAAGCUGCAUCCUGGGAAGCAGACAGUGUAACGGCAUCAGAGACUGCGGCGACGGCUCAGAUGAAAUCAACUGCAGGAACGUGACUCAGUGUAACGGGCCAGAGAAGUUCAAGUGUCGCAGCGGAGAAUGCAUCGACAUGAGCAAAGUGUGCAACAAGAUCAGAGACUGUCCAGACUGGAGCGACGAGCCCAUCAAAGAGUGCAAUGUAAACGAGUGUCUCCUGAACAACGGCGGCUGCUCCCACAUCUGCAAAGACAUGGUGAUCGGCUUUGAAUGCGACUGCACACCUGGGCUGCAGCUCAUCGACCACAAGACCUGUGGAGACGUCAACGAGUGCAUGAAUCCUGGUAUUUGCAGUCAGAUCUGCGUCAACCUGAAGGGAGGCUAUAAGUGUGAAUGCCACAACGGCUACCAGAUGGAUCCGGCUACCGGCGUCUGCAAGGCUGUUGGUAAGGAGCCGUGCCUGAUCUUCACCAACCGCCGUGAUAUUCGCCGUCUGGGUCUGGAGAGGAAGGAGUACACGCAGAUCGUGGAGCAGCAGAGAAACGCCGCGGCUCUGGAUGCUGACUUUAACCAGCAGACCAUCUUCUGGGCCGACCUGGGUCAGAGGGCCAUAUACAGCACCGUCCUGGACAAGCGAGGAGACGUUGGCGUCCACAAGAAGGUGAUCGACAACGUCCAGACUCCUCUGGGGAUCGCCGUCGACUGGGUCUACAAGAACCUGUACUGGUCCGACCUGGGAACCAAAACCAUUUCUGUGGCAAACUUCAACGGAACCAAACGGAAGGUUCUGUUCAACACGGGCCUGAGAGAACCCGCCUCCAUCGCCGUGGAUCCUUUGUCUGGGUUUCUGUACUGGUCUGACUGGGGAGAGCCGGCCAAGAUCGAGAAGUCUGGUAUGAACGGAGCGGACCGGCAGGUUCUGGUGGCGACUGACAUCCAGUGGCCAAACGGGAUCACACUGGAUCUGAUCAAAGGCCGGCUGUAUUGGGUCGACUCCAAGCUGCACAUGCUCAGUAGCGUCGAUCUGAACGGAGACAACAGGAACAAAGUGCUGCAGUCUGCAGACUUCCUGGCUCAUCCAUUCGCUCUCACCGUGUUCGAGGAUCGGGUUUUCUGGACGGACGGUGAAAACAAAGCCAUCUUCGGCGCCAACAAGUUCUCUGGUUCUGAUGUCGUCACGCUCGCCAGCAACCUGAACGACCCUCAGGACGUCAUCGUCUACCAUGAGCUGAUCCAGCUGGCUGGUACCAACUGGUGCACAGAGAAAAGUGAAAAUGGCGGCUGCAGCUUCUUGUGUCUUCCUGCUCCUCAGAUCAACAAACAUUCCCCCAAGUACAGCUGCGUGUGUCCUGCAGGCCAGGAGCUGGCAGCAGACGGCCAGCGCUGCAGACCCGUGACAGACUCUUCCUGUGAGGACGGUAGUGAAGCUGUAACGCAGCCUAAAGUGCUGCUGGCGGCCGGAGCGGGCGCCUACCUGAUGUGGAGGAACUGGCAGCUGAAGAACCAGAAGAGCAUGAACUUUGACAACCAGUCUACCUGA